GGUUUGGUUCUGCGCGUGACCGGUCGUCACUCGCGCGCUCACAGCGGACAAGACCGCUUCGAAUUUCGAACGCUGACGUACAUUUAUUUUUAAAUCCAUUAUUCUCAAGUGCCAGUGGGAUUGAGUUGGAUUCUGUGCCAGUGUUAGUGAUUGUUUGAUACAGGUAGUGAGGUGACUCGAACAUCUGUGUCAGUGCAUAAAACUAGUAAUAUAAUAUCGAUAUGUUAUCGGAGGUACAGUGAAUUAUCGAGUGAUUAUAUCGACUGGAUAACUUUACGACACUGGCGUGAGCAAUACCAGCCUUCUAUAUUGUUUGAUGUCAUUCCGCUCCAAAGCUGAUGGAUAGUCACAGUAGAUCGGCGUCGCCGCGAGAGGCUUCGCGGCCACAGCACCGUCCUCCCUCCCCUCCCGCCUCCCCCGCAGGCUUCGACAACAGAGCCUACCAACACGACGAGGCAGACCCGAACCACAAUGACUCCUUUACAUCCACCGUGCACCAGAACGGCCACAGCAAGGAGCCCAAUGGCGACACGAAGACGCUAGAAGCAGUUAAUCUUGAGCUGAUUAACUUGACUCCAAAGAACGGCGCAAAGAAAAAAGACGUGGAGGUCGAUAUGAACGCCACGAAUCCCUACGACGAAUACUUCGUUCCUGUCAACGAACACAGAAAAUAUAUGAGAGGAGAGAAGCUGUAUGUGACGGCAGACAAACGUGGUGAAAAGGGGGGAUGCAAGAGACCGCUGUGUUGGACUUUACUGGGGUUGCUGGUCGCCGUGAUAGUAGCUCUCAUCGUCCUGGCAGCUACUGGAAUCCUGUUUUCAAACACUCCAACACCCUUGGAACAAUACAAUGUAUCUGUUAGUUCAGCAAGAGCCUUCGGUGGGAUUGGAAACAUUGACAGCGAGCAAGCUAAUCCUGACCACACAGAUCAUGUUCACGACCAUACGGGUCAUAACCACGAUCACAUGCAUGAUGCAAAAGAGCACAGUGACCAUGAUGACCAUAAUGACGUCACAACGAUGGCAGCCGAACGCACUCAGGAACAAAACGAUGAUGACCAGGAACAUCUUGUCAUGUCGGACGAGUCCAGUGACGUAAACAUGUACGUACCACGGACAGUUGAAGGUGAACUAAGAAUUGACAAUGAAGACUUUGUCCCUGCUCUACAAGAUACAGAAAGUGAAAAAUAUAGGGAGUUCACAGCAAUCUUUAAUGAUGCACUAAAACGGGCUAUCCUAGAAAAUAUAGAUACAAGCGACAACGACGUCACUCUUGAAGUUAUUGAAAUAAGGAAUGGGUCAGUGAUAGUUACAUACAGAAUUAACUGGACACCAAAAUAUAACUCUGAACUCAAAGAAGAACUUUUCACGGCAAAUUUACUUAAAAGGAACUUAGACAUAUAUCUAUCUAAAAACAAUAGAAUGAUCAGUAUAUAUCACGUCGCAGAAGGAUCAGUGAACGCUAGACCAGUACUCGAUAUGUGUAAAAUCAAUAACUAUAAUUGCGAACACAGUUGCGAAUUUGACGAAACCAUUCUUGAAUUUAUGUGCACAUGCCCAACUGGCCAGAUGAUAGACAUUAAGUAUCCAAAGAGAUGUCUAUCCGUUUCAGAAACACCAGAAACAAAUAAUGACAAUCGACAAACAUCAGCUUCUGUUGAUACAAAUUCAAUGGAAUCUUCAGAAACAGAGAAACCGAACACAGAGUUACCACAAGUUGUUAACAAAUUCGACUGGAAGGAAAUAAAAUACGUUCCGACAACAACGACUGAGUCAGAAGAGGUAAACUUCUCACAUAUAUUUGGUCAUCCUAAUGAAGAUCAUGAGGAAACAGAGACUCUUAAGCCUGAACCAGCAACAACGUCUAGCCAAGAUACAUAUUCUGGAUUAGGGUCUGACCCCAGGCCCGUUCCAACUUCGGAGCCCGGUCCUCAACCUGAACCUACCGCAGAACCAAAUCAAGAAACAAUUGCUGAAUCAAGUUAUGAGCUUCAAUCUGCAGUGGGUGAUAGCUCAGAAUCAAAAUUAUCUUCAAAUCCUAAGCCAGAACCAGAACCUUCAGCAGAACCCAAACCAGAGCCUCAACCAACAGCAGAACCUAUUCCCGAACCAACAGCAGAACCUAUUCCCGAACCAACAGCAGAACCCAAACCAGAGCCUCAGCCAUCAGCAGAACCUAUUCCCGAACCAACAGCAGAACCCAAGCCAGAGCCUCAGCCAAUAGCAGAACCUGUUCCCGAACCAACGGCAGAACCCAAGCCAGAGCCUCAGCCAUCAGCAGAACCUAUUCCCGAACCAACAGCACAACCUAACCCUGAGCUGGAAUCAACUACAAAGCCUUACUCUGAUCCGCCGUCCUCGGAAGUACAAUCAUCAGAGCCAAAUUCAGAACCUGAACCAUCAACAAAAUCCAAUUCAGAACUCUUACCACUAGGAGAACGGUUCCCAGAGCCGGAACCAUCGGCAGAGCCUAGUCUAGAGCCUUUUACAACUUCAGACUCUAAAACAGAGCCAAGACCUAUGUCAGAGCCGAAUUCAGAACCUGAGCUAUCGAGAAAAGACUUAAAUCAAAUCCCCGAAUACAAUGCAAUGCCUUCAUCCGCAGAACAAAGUAAUAUUCCAUCUACAGCCCUUCCAAAAUCAGGUCUACAAGAAGACUUUACUACCUCGUCACAGCUGUUUGAAAAUAUUGAACCUAGCUUUCAAGAAUUACAUGAAGUUUCUCAAACCAAAAACAUCCCUGACACAAACACGGUAUCAUCGCUAUCUAAAGAAUGGAGUCAAAAUGAUUUUAAUUUAGCCGUUAUAGGAAGUGAUCCAAAAAAAACUUCAAGUGAGGGUCAGACUACAGAAGAAAAUAUGUAUCCGGAGAAUACUAAAUCGGUCACAUCUCCAGAUGCAGCGGUAAACCAAAAUGAAUUUUACUCGAACGAGUCAAAUGGAAACAAAAAUCCAAGUAUAUUUAUUGAUACGACAGAUCAAACUCCAACGACUACAGAGAAUUUAUUCUAUGGAAGUCUUGACUUAGAAGUGUCAACUAAAGCUGACGUACAAAAUGUAGCCUUACCUGUGAAUCCACUUAAGGAAUUUAAUAAUGCAAAUAAUCGUUAUGAUGAAAAUGUAUCAACUACAGCCAAAAAUUCAAAUUCUAAAACUGAAAUUAUAAAUAGUACUGUUACUGAUCAUGAAGCUGAAGUAAUUCCUAUAUUGACAAACAAAAACGUAGAACCAACUACGGAGAGUAGUGCGAAUGAUGCGACGACCGUAAGUGAUUGGAUCAGUGCUGAUAUGUCAACUUCUAACCCACCUCAAAUAUAUUUAAACAAAGAAAUGUUUGCAACAAAAAAUUUACAACCGUAUAUCUUAACAGAAUCAAGGGCAUCUAAAUCAAUUGAUGAUAAUAAUUUUGAUGUAACCACUGAAUCAAGUGAUCAAAUGGAUGGUGAUGAUAUCACAUUUGAACUAUUACAUAAGCAAGAUUCAGCAAUGUACAAACCACAGCAGGAUAAUAGUUUUAAGGAUCAAUCUACGAUAACUGUACCACCAGAAAUCGACCACUUCCAAAACGUUAUAUUAAAUGAGACCGGCUUGCUUAUUAACAACUCUGUCCAGCCAAUGAUUGAUAAAAUUGAAAAUGAUACAACACAUUUAGAACCUGACACUCCAGCAACAGUUUCUUCAAAGUCAGGUGAUCAAAGUGAAAAAACUACUGUUUUAAAUGAAGUGGCCACGAAUUUUUCAAUUCAAAAGGAUUAUAAAAUGUCUAAUUUGAGUUAUGAUUUAAUACAACUCCUAGAAAAAAAUAAUUCAACAGAAUCAGUUCCAAAUAAAACAAUUAUUUCCGAGAAUAAUAUUACAAAUGAAAAUCCUGAUAUAACAUUUGACGGUAUAAGCAGAUUUUAUAAUAAUACUUCUAACUCUAUGGAGAACGAAAGUAGUGGAAAAGAGACAACAACUGAAGUUAAUAACAAUUAUACAUUUGAAGUGACAGAAUCUGACUGGCUUGCGGCUCCAAUUACUGAAAUCAAUUAUGAAGAAAUAAUGAAAAAAUCAAGUAGUCUAGAAACAACUGAAACGUCUAUCACAAAACUGGAUGACUUACUUAAUAAAGACGACUUUGAGCCAGACUACUUAAGCAUGAGUACUAAUAAUAAUAAAACAGACCAAGAAGAACCCCUUUACGGGAUGGCCCACGAUUAUGAUUCUGAUGAUCCUCGUAUUAAAAGAGUUAACACCGAUUAUGUAAACAAUAUAAAUGUGAGUAAUACAAUCCUGAACACUACUGAGACAUCUCUGUUUAUGAACAACAAUGUGCCAUUCCAAACAACUACUAUUGGAGAUUACAUUUACAAGUCCACUACAAAAGAAACAGUUCAACAACCCGGGACAUCGCCAAUAGUUUUAAAUGAAACAAAUAAUGAAAUGGUGACUGACUCAAUAUUAUCAACAACUGAACGUAAUAUAAGUGAUUCUGGAGAAGAAGUUAUUAAUAAGACUAUUCCUAAUAUUGAAAAAACAGCAAUCAGUAGCUUGAAUGAUUCAAACAGCAGCACAUCAUCAACACUUAAUGAGAAUAAUAGAAAUAAUGAAUCGAAUGUAAAUAACCUAAAAGUUACGAUUUAUGAAAUUCCUAAUCAAAAUACUAAUCAAACAAGCAUACUAUCGAAGACACAAGCUUCACACUCAAUAGAAUAUGACGACCACGAAACAGAAAUGAAUCCAUUUUUGCCAGAAAUUGAAAACAAUAAAGUCCUCGUUAAAAAACUCCAAGAAGGACACGAUAUUGAACCCAAUAAUUUAAAUGAAACACAAAACGAAAACACAGAAGAACACAGUUUUAUAAACAGUGAACCAAAAGUUGAUACAGAAGUAACGAUAACUGAAAAGCAAUACUCCAACACAACUGAAACUCCGGAAAAAAUAGAACCAACAACCGAAGAAGAUACAUUUAAAGAACUUCUAAUGAACACUCCACAAAAAGAUUCCAGCAUGAUAAACCAAAACGCAAUUAAUAUUAUAAACAACACAAAACAAGAGACUGAUGCAGUUUUACCGAUUUCAUCAUUUUUAUUAGAUACUGAUGAUUUAGAUACAUCGAAAACGUUAAGUAAGCCUUCAUCGCCGGAUAAUGAUGUAAAUGAUGAAUCUCCAACAGAAUACCUUAGUGUUGUUCCAAUUAAUGAAAAAGAUUCGGUUAAAAAAAUUUACAAAAGUGAAAACUUACAAGAACUUAAUUCCAUCAGUGAUUCCCCAAAAAAAAGUGACAGAAGGACAAUCGAGAGUGUAAUAUCAACUGAUUCCUUAUCUAACAAUGAAGCGUAGCCACUUUUAUCCGUAGAUGUAGGAUUCAUACUUAAGGUUGUACAUUUUUAAGCUAAAUAACUACUGUGAUUUAUUUUGAACAAAAUCAUCGAGAUCUAAUAAUCAUUCACUAAUUCAAGUGUAAUUAUUUAUAACAUUACGUUGUUAAAGAAACCUAAAAAAGAAACCUAGCUUUGGUAGCCAAAUCUUGUUAUAAAUUAGAGGUACUAUGUUUAUGUUUAUGCAAUAAUUGAAUAUUUAGACUCUAAAGUUUAGAGUCUAAACAUUACUAUACUACUGUAAGAUUUGGUUGCCAAAUCUUGUUGGAAUAUGGUAAUAAUAUGUACUUAAUAGUAAUUGAAACUUUAAAGAUUUUACUAUACUAUUGUUAGACUAGUCAAAUUAGGAAGUCGUCAUCUUCGUUGCAAAUAUUUUAUUUAUUGCUUCAAUUUAAGAUGCACCCGGCCAAAAAUGUUUCAAAUGGAAAAUACAAGCCACUUUAAACUUGUUACCAUAGUUAAAUAUACCUGAUGUCUAUAUCUUAACGUUUCUAUCAACGAGCACCUAAUUUAGUAUAACGUUAAUAUAAUAUAUUUAAUUGUGGCACUUUUAUGUGACCGUUUGCCAUUUUGUAUUGUGAUGUGAUAAAUUCUGAUCCUGGUAUUCCUGUAUCUAUAACAUAACAUUCCAUUCGUACAUAAGGUAUGACAAUAUAUUAUUUUAGGUAUAUUUCGGAAGCGUGUUCUGAUUGUAAUAUAAUUAUUAUUAUUAAAUAGUUCUUGUUAACUGAGAGAUAUUGUAUAAUAUGUUUAAACUGUAAAGAAAUACAUUAUGUUGUAAAUAAAAAAUAUGUUAAUAAA
Molecule: messenger RNA, 6160 nt
Organism: Leptidea sinapis
Lineage: Eukaryota; Metazoa; Arthropoda; Insecta; Lepidoptera; Pieridae
Product: titin homolog
Exons: 7
Coding region: 339-5321 (1660 amino acids)
Source: RefSeq, a predicted model, not a curated record